Antechinus flavipes (yellow-footed antechinus) is the source of this 3387-nucleotide messenger RNA. It is a transcript of the gene BAAT, whose product is annotated as bile acid-CoA:amino acid N-acyltransferase. Gene Ontology annotation, cellular component: peroxisome. NCBI's taxonomy places the organism in Eukaryota, Metazoa, Chordata, Mammalia, Dasyuromorphia, Dasyuridae. Gene Ontology annotation, biological process: acyl-CoA metabolic process; fatty acid metabolic process. Gene Ontology annotation, molecular function: fatty acyl-CoA hydrolase activity. The transcript has 4 exons. The record is from RefSeq and is a predicted model, not a curated record. The coding region runs from base 1319 to 2581 and encodes 420 amino acids.
GUAUAGUGCCUCCUAGGUAGCAGAUACUAAAUAAUAAUUGGUGAAUUCACUUGAAUUCCAUUACACAGGUCUCGUUGAAGGCUAAUCUAGGCCAACCUCCCUCAUUUUAUAGAUGACUUUAGCCAGGUGUGGUUAAAUAAUUUGCUCAAAGUCACACAGGCAGAUUCAUCACUCUUUCAACUACAUUUUAAUGAACAAAAAGCUCAAGUGCUGCAUGGAUAUCCAUGAAAUAUUUAUAACUCUAUAGGUUUUCAGUGCAUUGGGAGAUCCUCUACAGAGUACUUGUGGAAAAAUAAGUGAAUGUGCUGGUAAUGUUUAAUAACAGCUUCUUCCAAAAUAAAAUGAACACCUAAAUGCACUUUUAAACCAAAUUUACAUGAUUAACAUUUGCUUUAUAACUUUUUUUGAGGCAAAGGGGGGUUGCCACUUGCCCAGUCAUAUAGCUAGUAUUGAAGUGUGGGCUGCAUUUGAACUCAGAUCCUUCGGACUCCAGGCCUGCUGUUGUAUCCAUUAAGCCAUCUAGCUGCUCCUAGUACUUUCUCAAGUAUAGAAAUCAAGAAGACAUCAAGCCCUGAUUUGUAGCUUGAUUUCCAAAGUGUAAAUGCUCACACUGAAAAUUUAACAGGUCACAUAUUUAGCUCUAGUGCAUCUCUGGAUCAUAUGGACAAGAAUCACAGAGAAGGCACAGGGAGAAUGCAAUCUGUUUCAAUUUCUGACUAUCUUUCACUGUGCCUUUCUUGUUGUUUCCUUUCUUCCUAAAUGGGGGAAAGAAUAAGAGAAGGAGUUAUGCAUUUCAAACCUGCCAAGAUCAUUUCAUCAACUAGAGAAAGGGAGAAAAAGCCAGGGUUUAGCAUUAAGUCUCUGACUCUAUUUUGUUGUGGCAAGAGUUUCAUAGCUGGUCAGUCCCAUUGAGUCUUCCUUUAAGCUCAUCCCAUAUUACUAGUUCACCUUGUAUCUUCUCUUAUCUCCUCUACAGAUCCCCGUUGUGCCUAUUCCAUCUGACUAGAAUCUGUCUGGCUAAUUAGUAACUUUUCUUAACCUGGAUUUCAGUUGCUGUGUCAGAAAUCACAAACAGCCAGUGACUGCAGGCUAUAGUUGCCCUGCCCCCAGAGAAUCACUUCCAAGAGCCUGGAAAGAAGCCUGUCUCCAGGGUGAAAUUCAUGAAAUAGACAAAGGGAGCAGGAGCGAGCUGUGAGUUUGCCCACUUCAUCUCACCCUAUUUCCAGCUUUUGAGGUAGCUUCCUGCUACAUUCUGGAAAGCAUAGUGCGAAGACCUUCAUGCUUGACUGAUAACUGUCCAGUAGAAACUUCUCUAACAAUGGUCCAAAUAAUAGUCUACCCCAAAAUAGCUCUUGUCGAUGAACCACUGCAUAUCCGAGUAACUGGCCUGCUCCCUAACCAGAUGAUAGUGCUGCAGGCAAAACUGAUAAAUGAAAAAGGAGGGCUCUUUGAGUCUCAAGUCUUCUAUAAGGCUGAUGAAGGUGGAGAGGUAGACCUGCAGCGGGCAGCUGCACUUGGAGGGGACUAUGUGGGCAUCCAUCCUAUGGGCCUCUUCUGGUCUCUGAAACCUAAGAAGAUACUAUCUAGGCUACUCAAACAGGAUGUGAUGAACAGUCCCUACUUGGUCCAGCUGUCUGUAUAUGAUUCAAAAGAAGCUUUACAAGACUUCGCUAAAUCUCCUGAGGCCACUGAAAUGGUGGAGAGAUGGUACUCAGCACCUGGAGUAACUCGAAUCCAAAUAAGAGAAGGUAGAAUUCGAGGAGCUCUCUUCCUCCCACCAGGAGAAGGCCCUUUCCCUGGAGUAAUUGAUUUGUUUGGUGGCAUUGGGGGACUGAUUGAAUUUCGAGCCAGUCUCUUGGCCAGCCAUGGCUUUGCUACAUUGGCCUUAGCUUACUUUAACUAUGAAGACCUGCCCGCACUACCACCUGUUAUGGAUAUUGAAUACUUUGAAGAAGCUGCUGAUUUCCUCCUAAGCCAUCCCAAGGUCCUUGGUCCAAAGAUCGGGAUAGUUUCAGUAUGCCUAGGGGCCCAGAUUGGACUGGCAAUGGCAACAUUCUUGAAGCAGGUGGCAGCCACAGUUUGCAUCAAUGGUUUCUUUUUUGCAACUGGAAGGAAUAUCAAGUAUAAAGAUGAGAACAUUCGCUCAAUUAAUUCAUUUCCAGAAAGGAUAAGAAUAAAUGAUUUGGGGCUAUUAGAGCUAUAUCAUAUAUUAGGAAACCCUCAAGAAGAGGCAAAUAAGCAUGCUCUUUUGCCAGUAGAAAGGUCCCAGGGUCAUAUUCUAUUCAUUGUUGGAGAGAAGGAUAAAAACAUAAAUAGCAAAUCUUAUGCUGAGCAAGCAAUGGAGAGGCUGAAGAAACAUGGGAAAAGCAAUGGUACCCUACUCUCCUAUCCAGGGGCUGGGCACUUGAUAGAGCCUCCCUACUCCCCCUUGUGUUUGGCCUCAUGGAACCCCUCUAUCGUGAGACCUGUUUUGUGGGGUGGUGAGACUAUCCCUCAUGCUGAAGCCCAGGAACAUUCCUGGAAAGAGAGUUUGAAGUUCCUCAGAUAUCACCUUAGCCCAGCCAGCAUCAGCAAAUUAUGAGAUCUUUCCCGGAUUCUGACACAUUGCUGGGCACAACAGUCCCUUAAUAAUAUUUGUUGAAUUAAAUUUGAAAUAAAAAUCAGGGGAUGUAGAUUUGACUGGAUUAAUAAAAGAAAGAGCUUUUAAAAAAUUAAUUGCAGUUAUCCAAAAGGGGAAUGGCCUGCCUCAGAAGACAGAGAGUUAUCAAUGGAGGUCAACAAUGGAGAAUCAACAAAUGACAAUUUGACAAGAUGCUGAGAAGAUCUAGCAGAUAAAGAGUUGGACCUGAAGUUAGGAACAUCUGAAAGAAAUCUGGUCCCAGACAUUUAAUAGCUCUGUGACUCUGGGCAAGUGAUUUCACAGCUAUGUGCUUCAGUUUCCUUAUCUAUAAAAUGGGGAUAUUAUCUACCUAAACUCCUGCCCUCCUUUUCCCACACUUCAUUCUUAUGAGGAUAAAGGGAGAGGAUAUUUUCAAAACAGUUUGCAAAUCCUAAAGUGCUUUAUAAAUGCUAGCUAUUUUUUUUUAUUCUAUUCUUAUAUUAUAUAUUUUAAGUACAGGAUUGAUUCAAAUCUUGUCUGGCAGUUCAUAUUUCUCUUAUCUUUUUAACAUCUCAAGAUUCAUGACUUUCACUCUUAAUGGGAGUCCAUAAGGGAUAAAGGAAGGAUGUGAUUUUCAUUUUUUGAAAGUUCAAGUUAAUUUAUAUUUUAUACCAAUAUCACAUAGCAAUCCAAAAGGAUUAUUUUUUGCUUUUCUAAGACUCUUGCAAAGAACAACUAAGUAUGUUUAUCUGUCAAUACCUGAUCCAAAUAAAAAAGAAUUGAAGAUA